AGAAAGGAGGGAAGGAAGGGAGGAAAGAAAGAAGGAUGGAAGAAAGGAAGGAAGGAAAACACUGUGUGUUGUGUUUUAUUUAGUCUUUACUAUGGAGCCAGUAGCAUUUUCUGAUGUAUUUCUGUCAAUUCCAGGUAGAGUACAAUAAACAUAUUGUUGAGCCAGACAUUCAGAUCAUAUUGUCAGAAACUGAUUAGAAUUGGGUGGCCACUGCUUUUUUCUUGGCAAGGGGCCAAUUCAUUGCAGUAAUGUAUUAAAUAGUCCUUCAGAAAAGAAGAGCCAAAAAACAAUGUCCUUUGGAACUAACACUCUUAAACAGUAUCCAAAUUAAUGGAAAGUGCCUGCACUAAUAAAAUAAAACAUCAGGGCUUUGGCAGGAGGUGAUUGGCAGAAACACCCGAUGGCUUGAUACAUCUGUCUCCCGAAGACCUAAAUGAAUUCUUCCUUGCAAAAGAGAAUGAAUAACUGUGGCUGAAGCUAAAGCCUGGCCUGAAGAAAAUGACUUCCUGCCUUCUGCCAGAGCACCUAGGAGCACAUUGCUCAACCUGAUAUCUUUGUGCCUACUGAAUUACUGUAAAGAUAAGAAAGAUUCUCCAUCUGCAGUUGGGAAUAUUAUGCCUUUUCGUGUUUAGGCAGAUAAUAUAUGAUGAAGGGGUAUUCUGUCUCCCUUCCUGAUUUGUAAGGAUUUAGGAACUUUAGUAGUAUAAUUAGUGAGUUGAUUUAUAAAUGUCUUUAUUUGCUUAUUUGUUCAUUGAUUCAUUCAUGCACACAUUCAUGUAAAUGCUUAAGAGUGUUGGUUUUGUUCCAGGCAUAGCUUUGUGCUGAGCAUGUCAAGUUCUGCAGAGGCCGGGGUCUUACAUUUGGAUCCUGUGUGUAGAGCAGUGAAGGAAGUAAAGGGAACUAUGCCAUGCACUCUACUAUGAUGUUCCCUACACAAUUCAUUUCCAACACUCCUCACAACCCUGUAGGACCUUUAUCAUUACCUCCAGUUCCAAGAAUAGAAAAUGGAGGCUUAGACAUUAAGUAAUUUGUUCAGUAUGACUCUAAUUAUUGGUGGUGAUCCUAGCUUUGAUCUCACACUUAUGUUAUUCAAAAGCUGAGACCUUCACCCCCCUUCCAUGAAUCAGAUUGUUUUUUACCCUAAUUACAAAUUUACCCUGAUCUGCAGAUACCCAGAUAGCUUUACUAACAAUUCUCUAUUGUUAGUUCUCAGACUUGGCUAUCCAGAAUGUGUGAGUGAAUCCAAGCCAAUCCAACAUAACUAAAACAAUAAUGCAUCCCAAAGCCGAAGUCGACCAGUGGUAGUACUAGAAACUGAUGUAUUCAAGAAUUUAGAAUUAUGCCUAUGGAAUGAAUAAUUGGACUCUGAGUAAGAGCUUUGAACUUUCCUAGAAGUAAAAUAUAGAUGUUUGAUGUAUCAGUAAUGUAAUACCUAAUUGGCUUUCUAUGGAACAUUUUGGCUUCCCUCUAAAGACUGAGUUGUCUUUCGUAUAAGUGAAAUGGACAGACAAAUGGCCUUGGCAUAAAUGAGAUUUUACCAAAAUGUUUCACAUUUGUGUAGCAAAUGAUUCUGCAUCAAGUGCCUUUGAACCUAAGACUAGAAUAACUCAGCAACAAGCAUGGGACCCAUUGCAUUCCUCCUACUGUGUGAGCGUGUGGAUUGAGAUUCAGAGAGGCCAACUAGCCUGUACAAAGUCACACAGCCCAAGAGCAGAUACAUUGAGUUUUUUGUCCCUUUGCCUAAACACCCUGUGGGUUAGCCUUAUGGGGCUGAACAAGUUUACUUUGCAUGUUAAAAAAAAUAGCUGUCCCAGAGGUUGUACAUAAUGUUUGGGUGGUUUUCACGUAUUUAGAUUAUGGGGACAGAUACAUCAGAGAACUGAGCAUUUGUCCCCCUUGCUAUAUUAAUACUUCAGAGCAAUCACUGAAAUUAUCAUGGAAGUUUCUAGAAAUUUCCAGUGUUUCUCAGAUAUAUCAGGCCUGCUCUGUACUCAGCGUUUUUGUACUUGCUGUCCACCACCUGAGUUCUAGAGAAGGAACCCUUAUGGCACCAAAGAGUGCUCAAAUGUCACCUUUAUCAGGGAGAUCAUUGCUUGACCACUGAUGUAAAAGUACAGCCCUAUCUUCAUGCUUCCUAGCUUUGCUCCUUGCUUAGUUUUAUUCAAACACUUAUCAUCACCUAAGAUGUAAUAGAGUGUACUCAUUGUUUCAAUUGCCCAUCUCCUCCUCUAGAAUGUAAGCUCCAAGAGGAAAGGUUUUUGUUUGUUUUAUUCACUGGUGCAUCCUCAGUUCUGAGAAGAAGCUAUUUGGUAGGCAUUCAGCGAAUAUCGUUGAACAGUUAAUUAAAAUAUGAAUUCACAUGUACACACACACACAUACAGUUUUAUGAUAUGUAUUGCAAUUUUAAAAAAAGAAAGUAUAGGAAAACCUAAAAGUGAUCUAUCACAAUAGCAAUACAAUUAUGAAACAUUGUUCUGUGAUUUCCUUUAUUGGUCUCGACUGUAUGGAUUGUCAAGGUCAUCUUCAGAGAAGUGUAGAAGUGAGUUGCAGUUUCCCAAACCUUCCUGUCCAGCCUUUCCACUCUGUUUACUCCCCUUACUCUACUUCAUUCAGACCUUCAGUGCCCUUGUGUUCUCUAGCAUCUUUCAAAGUCAACUUCCCUGCCCAUAUUUUAACUAAAGUGUAAACAACUAACAUCAUUGUAUGUUAUCAGUCCUAUCAUCCUUUCAGUAGGAGUUAGGAUAAAAAGCUGAGAUUCAUUCUUGGCAGUGUGUGGUUUAUUCUGGUUCAGCAGUGUGCGGCAUUGCCAGUCUGGCGGCAUUGACACUCAUAUUUGGUAACACAACCAUAACCCAACUGUCACCUGCAAGGAGACAGGGAAGAUCAGAAAAGAUUGGUGCCUGGAAUUAAGCUUGCUGACCAGAUAGCUAUUUUCUCUAUCUACCUUAGAGAUUCAAUGAAGAGAGAUUGAAUUCAUUUCUCAGGAUUAACACAGGGGGAAAGGACAUGCUUUAUUACUGUAACAAGUUAUACAGUGGGAGUAACAUCAUUAUAAUGGAAAGGGCUCCUGAAAAUAAUACUAUUAUAUGUUAAGCACUUUAUAGGUAUUAACUCAUUUAAUUCUUAAAACAACACAGUAAAAUAUCUCAAUGUUUUCCCAUUUUAAAGUCAACAAUCACAGAUGGAGAAGGGUUAAGUGACUCACACAAGGUCCCUCAGUUGAAUUUGAACCCAAGGCAAUGGGUAGCUCCUGGGCUAUAGUGCAUGUUCACGGUUAGGUUUACUAAUCCAUAAAUCAGUUUAUUUCUCUCACCUCGCUGACCAAGAAUAAACCAUGUUCACCCUAAUCCUUUGAAGAGAAGUAAGAACAGGGUAACACAGGAAUUCAUAUACCCUGGUAAUUUCAUCUGAUCAUCGUGGGUAUUUUUAGGGAUGGUUACUGUCAUCCUCAUUUUGUAUGUAAAAUGAUGGAGACUUACAGAGAUUGAGUAACAUGUCUUAUGUCCCUCAGCUAGAAAUAUCUAGGGAGCGAAACAAGAUUUAUGUGAUUCUACACAGCUUCUGCAUACCAUUUGCUCGGUAUUUAGUCAGAAACACCACGGAAACAAGCAAACAAACAAUAAGAGAUUGUUUUUGGUAGUGUUCUGGGAUGCCUCUGGUUUCCAAGAAUACCAUUAUAAAGUCAAACAUAUUCCAGACAGUAAAAUCUUUUACAACUCCUCUUGAAUUCCCUAGUCAGAAGUAGCCUUAGCUAUUUGAACAUAAAAGUAUACACUGAGAAUCUAGAUGAAUGAUAACGUUGGAAUUAAGCAUAGAUGCUUUUGCAGCCCCAAUGAAAAUAUUUAGGAAUUGCUACUAUCUGGAUAAAUGCCAAGGAACAUUUUAUACAUUUGAGGAUUGAGAGAAAUUUCUUGUGAUACAAAAUUAUUUUCUGUACAGUCACAGACAUCCCUAAAAUUUCACCCAGGCAUCAUUAAAGUAUUUGUACCAACACUUCAUUUAGUAGCAAAGAGAGAGACACUUAAAUCCUGGGAAGAGGAGUCUAAAGUCUUCUAUUUGUCAAAAAGAAAAUAUUUAUGUUUGGUGCAGCGAUAUGUCUAUAUGAAAGUGCUUUGAAAAAACAUUAUUUAUGAGUAAACAUAAAACAUGCUGUAUAUUUUAAUAUAUGAAUUACAUAAAGCUUUUGGUUGCUUUAUUUUCAUUUCUCAUACAUUUUCUACUGCAACAAUAUAGGAGUUUUCCAUUUUGUGUAUUAAAGAUCAUAGGGACAAGUAAAAUUGAUCCCAAGCCCACAUUUAUAAGCUGGGCCAUUUUAUCUUUGCCAUCCUGUGGGCUUCAAACCAUCUCUGCUCUGCACAGAAACCCUGAAUGAAAGCAAAAUGUAGUAAAUAUUUUCAGGAAGGCCUUUUUAUUUUUUGUCUCCUCUUAGAAGGCUAAAUCAAUACUUGACCUUUUCACACCCCUAUCAGAAUAAAGUGGACUCUUUCUGCACUGACUUGGAAUUCUAAAGUGUGUGGUAAGAUCCAUUUGUCUUGAAAGCCAUCUGUUCCUUGGGGUACUGUAUGAGUGUGUGUGUGCGUGUGCGUGUGCGUGUGUGUGUGUGUAUGAAAUUGCUUGGUUGCUAGAUGAGAAUAAUGUUUUGUGGGUUACACAGUGCUUUCACCUGUAAUAUUUCAUUUGUCCUCUGAUUCUGUGAAAUAGACAGGAUGGAGGGUUGGAUUGAUGAAUGAAUAGAUGAUAGAUAGGUAGAGAUAGAUAGACAGAUAGAGAGAUAGAGAGAUAGAGAAGAUAAUAGGUUGACAAUAAGUAUCAGUGAUUCACUGACGCCCAGUGAAGCUGUGUUCAUGUAGCUGGUUAGAAGGGACCAAAUGAAACUUGAAAAGUGGCCUUCCAAGAUGCAUCUACAGUAUAGGGGCCCAGGUGAGCAUGUGGUCUGUUCUAUCACAGCACAAAAUGCUGCAGCAAGAAUAGCAGAAAAUGACAUUUGUCAAGGCAUUCUAAAGAGCAAAAUCCGUGUGAGGAAUGAUGUAAGCUCUUUUAAAUUAAAUUAACUUAUUGGAGCCCAGGUUCUUUAAACUGAAACCAGAGAACAGGAAACCCACUGGUGUAAAAUGAGGAGGUGAAAGUGUUGUUUCUUUGUUUCUUAUCUCAGGAAUGCAGGCCCCUCAACCUCAGAAUCAAACUGUUCCAAAAGUGCAUGUUCCUUUGCAUUUUGGUGACUUUCACUUUCCUUUCUGCAUGCCUGUGGGGCUGAGGACAGUCCGGGGGUGAGGGAGUGAAGAUUGUAGAAAUAUCCCCGGUUAUAAGUUUGAAUCUGCAUGUGGGUGGUAUUUGUGGAGGAGUGGGUGCAAAAAGAACUACUGUGUACUCUGAGGUGCUUGCUGUCUGUACCUGAGAAGGAUCACGGGGUGAAUUUUGGUCCACUUCCUGAGUAGUUAAAUGACAUCACACGAUUUUUUUAUUAUCUUGGUAUUUAAUAACUUCCUCUUUAUAGGAGCAGGAAUAAUCACCAUCUCAUAGUAUUGUAUUGAAAAGUAUAGUUCAUGUAUCUAAAACCAAAAAGAGGCAACCAAUAAAACAUGGCAACUGAAAAUAUGGUCUUGCAUGAUUUCUCUGAGAUCAUGCAUAUUUAUUUGUGCUGAGUGACCACCUUUCUGACUGCUCAGGAGGGGCCAGUCUUGUUUUUGCAAUUCUUUCUUGCAAAAAUUAUCAACUUGCCAAAUGUACCUGCUGCUGCUUACAGUCUACCAGUGAGAAUAACAGAGAAUAACAGACUCUGCAGAUGUGCUACUAAGAGAAAAGACAAAUAUAUCUCACUUUUAGAAAUUUUUUAAAAUAUUUAUUUAUUUUUGAGAAACAGAGACAGAGAGAGACAGAGCACAAGUAGAGGAGGGGCAGAGAGAGAGGGAGACACAGAAGCCAAAGCAGGCUCCAGGCUCUGAGCUGUCAGCAUAAAGCCCUAAACAGGGCUCACAACCACGAACCCUGAGAUCAUAACAUGAGCCGAAGUCGUUGCUUAACCAACUGAGCCACCCAGGAGCCCCUCACUUCUAGAACUUUAAUAGCAACCUCAGCUCAGGAAAAAAAUGAAGAUAUGCCAGGGCUUCCCUAUUCCGAGGUGAGAAAAAAUCUUUCAUCAUAAAUUGAUAUUAAGAUAGUACUGGUUCUGCAUUUCAGGCCAAAUAAAUGGUUAACUAGUCCACAGAAAUAAACAAAGUGAGAUGACUUUAAAUUGUUCUGCACCAAAUUGGGAAGAGAUGAAUAUCUUAUCAGGAAGAAAGGCAAUAUCAUACUGUCUGCACUUCUUUAUUUAAUCAGGUCCCUCUAAUUUUGAAAUUUCAAAAUAAGCAUCACUUUUAUCAUGAAUGAGUCUUUCAGGGGAAAAAAAAACCCAAGCAAUUGGCUGCAUAUUGUAUUGAACAAAGCAUGUUAGGUAUGAUGUAUUUAGAGAUAUCACAUUACAUAUAUCCAGUUUUCUGAACGUAGUUUUCUAUGAAAAGUUAUUGUGUGUAUGGGUGUAUACACACAUUUAUAUAAUAUAUUUCAUAUAUAUAAUUAUAUGUAAUACAUAUAUGAUUUUUUGAUUUCUUACAUAUACAGAUAAAAGUAUUUUUUCUUUUUAAAUUUUCUUUCGUUAAUGUUUAUUUUUCAGACAGAGCAUUAGUGGGAGAGGGGCAGAGAGAGAGGGAAACACAAAAUCUGAAGCAGGCUCCAGUCUCUGAGCUGUCAGCACAGAGCCUGAUGCAUGCCUCAAACCCACAAACCAUGAGAUCAUGACCUGAUCCAAAACCAAGACUCAGACGCUUAAGUGACAAAGCCACCCAGUUUCCCAAGAAGUAUUUUCUCUACUUUGACAUCCAAUGACUUUUGAUCUCAUUUUCCUUGAAUCCAGAGUUUAAUUUAGCAGUCAUGUUUUUUUCACUUUUGAACAAAGUAUGAAUUUAAUGCAUUUUAUAAUGCAGUAUGUAGUUAUUGGGAAAUGAGAGUAAUUUCAUUAAAACCAACAGAUUUUAAUUAACCGUUUGCCAUGGGCCUGAUAUUCCCAUGCGUAUAGGAUGAAAAAAAGCACAGUCACUACUCAUGUGGUCCCCAUGAUCUAAAACUGAAUUGUUAACUGGGGGUGAUACUGCCCUCCCUUAAGGGGAAAUUUGACACUAUCUAGAGAUACAUUUGGUCUCAAUCGAAUAUUUGUCACAAUCAAAGGGGAGCUGCUACUGGCAUCCAGUGGGUAGAGACCUGGAAUACUGCUGAACAUCCUACGAUUCACAGGGCAUUAAAUAAUAGCUAUAUUGCUCCAAAAGCCAUUAGUAAUGAGGUUGAAAAAUCUGGUCUGUAGAAUGAGAAAUAUGUGAUGCACUGUGAUAGGCACUAUUUUGGGGACAUGAAUAAAAUGUUGGGGGAAACUCAAAGGAAAGAUAACUAGGGGUAGGAAGGUGAUGAAGAAAGCUUUGUGGAGGAGGUGACCUUGGGGCUUGGCCCAGAAGAAUGAAGGGUGGUUUGUUUUGCUAGGGAAGGAUGGAAAAGCAGAGAGCAUUCUGGGUAGGGGUGCAAAGAGGAGUGAAGCAUAGGAAACUAACUUCCCAUAAAGCUUUCACUCUACACAGUUACCACUGAGGUUGACUUCAAUUCAUGGUUAUAAACAAAUCAGGCUACUAACAGAACUCUGUGUGAGAGGUAUUUAUUGUUGUUGUUGUUGUUGUUGUGUGUGUGUGUGUGUGUGUGUGCGCAUUUAAGCUUCAUAUGUAAAACUCCCUAAGAGAAAAGACCUAAAAUAAUUUUCCAUUAGUGGGAGAAAGCUUUUCAGGUCCCCUGGCUUUAGCUUUUCCACAGUAUAGUCAGUAUGUCUACAGGGUGGCUGCUAAUUCUUCCUGUCUUCCAAACCUUUCUAGAACUGGAGCUGAGGGAAAGGGCUUUACACAGCUUAGAACUGUUUGGGAGUUAACAUGGCCCCUAUAUCUGGACAACAGAGAGUAUUAAGGCCUUCAAAGAGCUCUCUGACAGAAAAAAAAAAGACCAGAAUAUAAGUCAGCCUUUCCUUAGUACAAAUGGUACUGUGCAGUGACCCAGUGUGGACUCUGGAAUACUGUCUCAAGAACUUGCCCAUCGUGUGUCUUGCGAUAAGUGAUAGAAUAUUUUUUGUUUGUUUGUUUGUUUCCAUCAUCUGUUUAAAAUUGGUGUAAUGUCUUCUGUAUCAUAGGACUGUUUUGAAGACUAAAUACCAUGCAUUUAUAGCCUGAUAUGUAGUAGGCACUCAGUGUUAGUUCUUUUCACUUCCCCCGUUGUGGUCUGACAACAUGGGGAUUUUGUUAAAGACCAGUCCUGUGUUUUGGGAGAUGCUAUAAGCAAGAGUCUCGCCCUUCUGGUUGGCAGAGAAGACGUUGCAAAGGCUAGUUUUAUAACAGGAAAAUGCUAAGUGCUGAGGGCAGAUAAUGAGGUUGUUUGAGAAACAUUCAAUUAACAAAAUGAAACAAGUAUGGUGGAUACGCAGUGGGUGCGCUGAAGAUGUCUUCUGAAAUGUUGAUGCCGAUGGCACACAUGGUGAUUACAAAAAGGUCCAUAUUUAAAUUAGUAUUAAAAAAAGAGACAGAGAAGAGGAAGAUGUUAUAGGAUCAGUGGAGGUAAGGUUGAAAGGAGGCAAGAUGAAUUCAGGUCAAAAAAAAAAAUUUAGUCUCUUGAGUGAUUAAAAGAUAACUAUAAACUCCACCUAGGGAAAUCUUGCCACUUCAUCUGCUGCUGAGCCGUUGGUAUUAUUCUUUGCUUUUGUGUGUGAACAUGCUCAGUUUCCUGACAAGUCAUGGCAGAAAUAGUAAACAAAUUAUUUUCGUUUUUUAAGUUUAUUUAUUUAUUUAGAGAGAGAGAGGUGAAGGGGCAGAGAAAGAGGGAGAGAGAAAGAGAAUCCCAAGCAGGUUCCAUGCUAUCAGCAUGGAGCCUGAUGCAGGGCUCAAUCCCAUGAAUUAUGAUCAUGACCUGAGUCAAAAUCAAGAGUUAGAUGUUUAACUGACAGAGCCACCUAGGUGCUCCACCAGUUACUUUUUCUGCUUCCUGUAAGUAUUUAUGCUUACAGGAAAUAGAAAUGCUAUAUCACAUAUAUACCUUUUAUUUUGAAUGUUUAUAUUUUAGUUUGAAAAAUCAUUGAAUAGUGAAUUUUAUCAUGAAAGAAUGAUCUCCUUCAGUAAUCUAAAAAAGAUGGAAAUCGGGGUUCCCCGGAUGGCUCAGUCAGUUAAGCACCAGCUCUUGAUUUCAGCUCAGGUCAUGGUCUCAUGAUUUGUGAGUUCAAGCCCCACAUUGGGCUCUGCACUGGCAGUGAAGAGCCUGCUUGAGAUUCUCUCUCUCUUCUCUACCCCUUCCCUGCUCACUCUCUGUCACUGUCUCUCAAAAUAAAUAAAUACAUAUUUAAAAAAUUUAAAAUAAUGGAAAUAAAAAUGAGACUUCUCCUUAUAUCCCUUUAUAUAAGCAGUGUUUUGAAGAUUCAAACUAGAAUCAUUAAAAAAUCAGAGGACUUAGUUGUUCCUUUUGGUUAAUAUUUUUCCUCUGGUACAGAUAUUAGGAGUGAGGGAAACCACAUGCUUCAGUUCAUAUUUGUCCCCUAGUAAUAGGAGAUGAGAUGACUUUCAUCUCAGUUAAGUUAGAAGAAUGAAUCUGUCAUAUGUCACCUCAUGGAAACAUUUAAAUGAAAUGCCAGUGUUAUCAUUUCCACAUCCCUUAAUCACCAUGGAGAUUAAGCACGAAAUGAAAAGUCUCCAGAGUUAACCAAAAACAAAGUAAUAUUGAGUAUUUGAUGUCUGGAAAUGUAUGGACCAAACACUUUUUUAAUGCUUAUUUAUUUUAAGAAAGAGAGAGAGUGUGCAUGCAUGAGCAGGAGGGGGCAGAGAGACAGGGAGAGAGAGAGAGUCCCAAGCAAGACCCAAUGUGGGACUCAAACUCAUGAAUUGUGAGAUCAUGACCUGAGAUGAAAUUAAAAGUCACAAGCUUUACCAACUGAGCCAUCCAGGGGCCCUGGACCAAUUGUAUUAAUUUUUUCCCUACUUAUUGGUUAAAAAGUAAAGGAUUUCCUAAAAAGUAAAGAAUUUCCUAGUUUCACAAUCCAUAUCAGGUAUAUGAGAAUAUAAGAUAAAUUAACAGUCUCCAAAUACCCUUAAGUAAAAUGAAUGAUAAUAAUAUAAUAAUCAAAAUAGGUAAAAUAAUAACAUAUAAAAAUAAUAUAUCUGUAUUGAACACUUAAUGCCAAGCGCAGUGCUAAAUAGUAUUCUAUUUAAUACCAAAAACAACCCUCUAAAGACAUGUUAUCCAUAUUCUACAAAUGAAGAAAAUAAUCCAUAGAAUAAAUUAAUAAUGUGACUGAACUCAUGUAGCCAGAGAAGAUAAUGAAAUCAAUUUGAUUAUUCAAAUCUGAGGUUUUAUUUAAGGCAAUAGAUUGAAAUGGGCUGGAAUGGAAUAAGGUAGCAGAAGACAGGAUAGGAUGGGGUGGGAUAGGAUAGAAUAGAAAAGCUACUGUGUACCACGUUGCAAGGUUUGACUGGUAAAACUUCGUUUUCAGUUUUGAGAGAAGGAGAGAAAGAGCGAGAGGGAGAAACAGAAGCUUUGCACUGUUUCACUGCAUAGUGGAUUUCUCACUGGGAGAUUCGAUACAAAAACUAAAAAUUUUGGAGCAACUACACUAAAGAAUGUUCAGCCUCGCUCCAACCCCCAUAUUGCCAGAAUCCAAACAAAAUAAUUUUCUCAUUUGGUGUGUUCCCGGUUGACUCUUGUAAUAUUUAAGGAUCAGAAAGAAUGCGUCUUCUGCAGUAUUUCAGCCAAACCCAUUGGGUUACAUAUGGAGAAAUAGAAGACCAAAUAAUAGAUUGACACCCUAAUGCAGAAUGGCACAGUUAAAUUAGUGGCAUAUUUGGGAGUAGAAUAUGGGUAUCCUACUGCUGUUCGAUGUUGUUCUUUGCUUGGUUGCUUGCUUGGUUGCUUGCUUUUUCUCCCAGGAGUUGAGGAUUAAAUGAAUAAAGCAUCAGAAAUAACAAGUUGUAGGUUGUCAACUCCUACUCAUUGACUAGUAUAUCUGUAACACACAGGGACCUCUCCUUUGCUAUCAAAUGACAGCAGUGACUAUUUAUUAAGUGCUUCUUUAGCAGAUCAUUGUAUUUUGGUAUAAGCUAUGCCUUUUAUUAUCUUGAGCUUCUAGUAUAGAUGAGGGAAAAAAAGAUAUUUAUUUAUAAGUAAUGUAGUAACAUGUAAAGACUAGGUUAAAAAAAAAAAGAUUUUUCAAGUGAAAAGUACAGACCAUUACAUUGCUCAGAAGAGGGAGAGGGCACUGCGACUUGGGUGACAAUUAAGUCAAAGAAAUGUGGAAGAGACGGCAUUGAGUUUUCUUAGAGACUUAAGUGUGUCAGGAUAUGCCAAGAUUGAUAAAGACCUGAUCAAUUCUGAAAUGCUUCCUGAGUUAAUAGGUGAAAAAUCAGGAUUGUCACAAAGCAACUGAAGAAUAAACUGCUCAACUGCCAAAUGACUCUUUGGGGGCCUGUUGAUAUUAUAAUGUAAUUUUGUGCUAGUUGUUCAUAAACUAUUAAUUGGAGAAAAGUCUGUUUAUGUAGUCAUUCCAAAGAGCAUUGUUAAGAAAUUCAGGUGCAAUGGAAUAUGCCAAUGUUAAUGGUAAAUGUGAAUAGUAAUAAUAAAUUCUUUAAAUUAAAAUUAUACCUCUUCUUUGGAACCCACUCAGAUUCUUAAAGUCAGUCCACACUGAGCUUUUUCUUUUAAAGAAAUAUCUUUAAUACAUAAAUUGCUACAUUACCCUCAGUACUUAACCAGUGUCCUGAUGUUGUAAAACAAAUGUUUUGUUUGUGCAUCUCAGCUUCUUAGAUUAUAAAUUUCUAGCUGGUCUUGGAUUUUUCUAAUCACAUUCCCAGUACAUGCUACAUGAUAAAUACAGAUUUGAUGAUUGGUUAAUAGAUAUAGGGUAUUUUUUAUAUAUGGCUAGGAAAAUACUAAAUUAACUCAUCAAAUUCUCUUGCUUUCUUAUGGUAUUAACUACAUGCUACCAAUUACUCUACCUCUGUACUCAGUACAUCCUCAACUAGUUUUUAAGGGCUUGUGAUAGGUAACAACUCUUACUUACACUUAUCUCAGUACCCUAUACCAAACGUAGUGCCUAUUCAUAGUAGAUAUUAAGUUAAUAAUUGCCAAGUGGAAAUUGAAUGAAUUUUAAAACUAAUAAGCACAAUAUCUGUAGGAAGCCUACCACAGAAUGGACACAUGGAAAACUCUCAACAAACAUGAAAUGAAUGAACGAAUGAAUCAUGGAUUCUAAGUUUUGCCACUAACUAGUUUUGUAACAUGAUCAAAUCAGCUUCCCUUUUGGGGACUCAGUUUUUUCAUCAAUAAUAUAAGGUGUUUGGAUUUGAAGGCUAGCUUUAUAACUACUUUAAAAAUUCUGGGAAGGUACUUCAGGACUUCCUUGAAGAAUGAAGUAUUUUCUUACCCAGUGAUAUGUAUUUGAAGGCCUUAGUUUAUGGGGGGGGCAUAAGAUACUUUUUUUAAAAAAGAGCCCCAUUGCUAAAAUUGCUUGAAUAAUAUUAGUGUAAAUUACAGUAUGGAAAUUUGCCUUUUUAAACCAGUUUGAGCACAUGCAAUUUAAAAGUCCAUCUUGCUAUUAUUCCAGGAGCCACAUUCAAAUGCAUUUGAUAUUAAUUUCAUAGGAAAAUUGAAGACAACAUUAAUAAAUUGCAAAGGCAUGUAACAGUUCUUUCACCACAAAAAGAGAGAAAUGUAUGCUCAUUUGUCAUGCAUACAACAAGCAUCAAACAGUAAUAAUUUUUAACAGAUUGAAAUAAAAUAUUUCAUUUUGUCUUUUCCUCACUCCAUAUUCUCUUGUUAUUUAAGAGAGAAGCAUGGUGAAAACAUUUUAUUGAGUUGCUUCUUUGAUGAACUCUUGGGUGGUUUGGGUUUGAUUCCCCCUUCCUGGAAAAUUUAUAUUGGCAGGUUGGCAGGUAAAAUCGUGUUGCUUUAAUUGAUCUAUUGGAAUGUAAAACUGGUUAUUGACUGAUACUUAUUAGACUAUAAAAUCAAGAUUAUGGGCCUAAGAAAUGCAUCUGUGGCUUAGUAAUAAUUACAAGAAUAAUGGUAGUAACAAUAACUAAGAGCUCUAUUUAUACUAGACACUAGGCUAACUCCUUUCCAUAUACAGUCUAAUGUAUUCCUUGUGACAAUCCUGUAUGAUAGGUUCCAUUACUACUGGAGAGGGAAAUGAGCACUUUUCCAAAGGUUAAUACUUGGUAUGUGGUAAGUCAUGAUUCAGUGAACUUAGAGUUUACUGGAAAUGAAGAUGAAAGGACACACGUAGAUUUCACACAAAAUAGAAUGAGUGCUAUAGGAGAGACACAUACAAAGUAUCAUUAUCUAAGAUUGUUCACCUGUCUUUUGAUUCAUUCAUGUAUUUGUACAGCUAUACUCCCAGUGUUCAUAUAUUCUCCAUGUACUUUUACCCAGAAUUCUAGGGCUGGCAGAUCCUUGGUUCACUGCUUCCAUCCAUUGCCGGAAUCCCUUUCUACACCAUCCCUGGGAUCUUGGUCACAGAACCCUGUUGCUGAGUACCUUUAGGGAUAAACAUGCUCCCUAUAGGCAGGUGUAUCUGCUGCUCAGGUUGCAUAGAUGGGAGUUGAGCCACACUUGGUUUCCCUGUACCUUCCAAUCUUGGUUUUUCCCAGUAUAGCCAGUUAACAGUUUAGGAUCAUCCUUUUACAACAAGCCUACCCUGUCGGAGGCCAUUGUUUGGCUCCAUCCCAUCUCUACAUGUCUUUUUUUCAUAGUUAAUACUGCAGUGUUUCUGUGAAGUUAAAACUACGUAAUCAUGUAACUUGUUUAGAAGAGUGCACAAUGCAUAAUAAGCAAUCUGUAAAGAAUAGAUGAUAAUAAUGCUAAUAAUAACAUAAUUGUUAUUUAUUGGAUUAGGCAUAGUUUAUAGAAUUCUUCCUCUCCUGGUUGGCCACAUUUUGUAUAGAAUGAUUUAGAUAUAGAUGCCAGCUUUCCUUAAAUAUGUUACUGUUAAUAGGACACAGGGUUUCAGGUUCACUUGUGUAUAUCAUUAAAAUGAGCCCAAUAAAUUAAACUCAGGUUUAAUGAUUGACUUAAUUGGUAGGGAUAUUGGCAAUGCCCAUUCUUGCAUACAUAAUUCCUGGGUUCUGCUUCAUGGAGUCGUUAUAUUUAAAUACCCUUUUAAAAACCUAAAUCACUGCCUGGCUGUGUGAUUGCCCAUAGAAAAUAGCAAUAAUAAAAAGAAUAAAAAGAGAAAGGUGGAAACUCACUUGAACAAAAUAGAAGCCAUUUCAAAGAUACAACCCUACAUAAGAAUGAGGGAAGGGAAAUAAAUACAUGUACCUAAAGCAUGACCAAUGAUCAUGCAGUUCCUCCAUUCAAAGGCUUAAUCUACUUUUUUUUUUAAAUUAAGCAUACCAACUCUUUGUUUCUAACAGAAUAAAAUUGUAAUAAAACAAAAAUGUUUCACUACAGACCAAAGCCAGACAGCUGCUUAAAAGAUGCCAAAAUGUGCAGCUCCCUGGAGCCUAAAGUCUCUUUUAAGGUUGAUUAUGAGUGACGCGUCCAGGCGGGGAGUCUUCCAGGAGGAAAUACAUCUUUGUCUGGGGUUAGGUCAAGGGCUGGACUCACAGGGCUCUAGUGAACCUUGAGGAGAAAUCUCUGAGGCAGAGCCCAGACAGAUGAAGUCACUAGAUCCUCAGAAGGGGGAGGAGAAGAUAAAACCUCACCCUGGACUGAUUUUCAGUUGCAAGACUUUUCUGGCAAAGGAUAUGCCCAAACUUGUUCUCUCCUGGUUUGCCUACUGUUCAUGGGCAACCAUGCAACCCAUGUGGUUCUAAAGUCUCAAGUUGAGAUACAAUACCAACAAACGGUAUCAUCAGUGGCCCCCCAGCGCCAUUUAAAUAUCUUUUCAUAUUCUUGUAUGUUGCUUUUGAAGGGUGGAUAUUCUAGGAUGUGGCCUUGUAGAAAAAUGUCUUUUUCAGGCUAUAUGGAAUCUUAACAUCAUCUAGUCCAAUCACGUCAUUUUGCAGAUGAGGAAACAGGCUGAGAGACAGGGGACUUGCCGAGAGUUACUCAGCUAAUCAGUAACAGACAACAGUGGAGCUUGGGAUUGGCAAACACGUUGCCUGUUUUCAGCAUAGAGACCACAAUGGAGAGCUAGCUUAGAAACAGCCUUCAUGUUCCCAGCCUGACACCAGAGAUGACUCUCCUUGGGAUCCACUUCUCUUAGGUUUAUAGAAGAAACCCUGUUUAUUGAGAUGAGACAUUUGGAAGAAGUCAUUACACGGGUGCCCAGUUCAUAGUAAGCCAGCUGAGUGGGACAUACACUGGGUAGCCCAAGAUCCUUUAAAAUUCCUCCUUGUGCUGGAAGAAAUGCAGAAAACUAUUUGAACUCCAGAAGGACCAACACCAGAUAAAUUAUGAAUGUUGAACAAGAUGACCUUACAUCCACAGCAGAUAAUGAUAGGUCCUAGGUUUAACAGGGCCCUAUUCGACCCCCUGCUUGUGGUGCUGCUGGCUCUUCAACUUCUUGUGGUGGCUGGUCUGGUGCGGGCUCAAACCUGCCCUUCUGUCUGCUCCUGCAGCAACCAGUUCAGCAAGGUGAUUUGCGUCCGGAAAAACCUACGUGAGGUUCCAGAUGGCAUUUCCACCAACACUCGACUGCUGAACCUCCAUGAGAACCAAAUCCAGAUCAUCAAAGUGAAUAGCUUCAAGCACUUGAGGCACCUGGAAAUCCUACAAUUGAGUAGGAAUCAUAUUAGAACAAUUGAAAUCGGGGCCUUCAAUGGUCUGGCAAACCUCAAUACUCUGGAACUCUUUGACAAUCGUCUUACCACCAUCCCAAAUGGAGCUUUUGUAUAUUUGUCUAAACUGAAGGAGCUCUGGUUGAGAAACAACCCCAUUGAAAGCAUUCCUUCUUAUGCUUUUAACAGAAUCCCCUCUUUGCGCCGACUAGACUUAGGGGAAUUGAAAAGGCUUUCAUACAUCUCAGAAGGUGCCUUUGAAGGUCUGUCCAACUUGAGAUAUUUGAACCUUGCCAUGUGCAACCUCCGUGAAAUCCCUAACCUUACACCUCUCAUAAAACUAGAUGAGCUGGAUCUUUCUGGGAAUCACUUGUCGGCCAUCAGGCCUGGCUCUUUCCAGGGACUGAUGCACCUUCAAAAACUGUGGAUGAUACAGUCCCAGAUUCAAGUGAUCGAACGGAAUGCCUUUGAUAACCUUCAGUCACUAGUGGAGAUAAACUUGGCACACAACAAUCUAACAUUACUGCCUCAUGACCUCUUCACACCCUUGCAUCAUCUAGAGCGGAUACACUUACAUCACAACCCUUGGAACUGUAACUGUGACAUACUUUGGCUCAGCUGGUGGAUAAAAGACAUGGCCCCCUCCAACACAGCUUGUUGUGCUCGAUGUAACACCCCUCCCAAUCUGAAAGGGAGGUACAUCGGGGAGCUUGACCAGAAUUAUUUCACAUGCUAUGCUCCUGUGAUUGUGGAGCCCCCAGCUGACCUCAAUGUCACUGAGGGCAUGGCAGCUGAGUUGAAGUGUCGGGCCUCCACGUCCCUGACCUCUGUAUCAUGGAUUACUCCAAAUGGAACGGUCAUGACACAUGGGGCAUACAAAGUGAGGAUAGCUGUGCUCAGUGACGGCACAUUAAAUUUCACGAAUGUAACCGUACAAGAUACAGGCAUGUACACGUGUAUGGUGAGUAAUUCCGUUGGAAAUACCACUGCUUCAGCCACCCUGAAUGUUACUGCAGCAACCACUACUCCCUUCUCUUACUUUUCAACCGUCACAGUAGAGACUAUGGAACCUUCUCAGGAUGAGGCACGGACCACAGAUAACAAUGUGGGCCCCACUCCAGUGAUCGACUGGGAGACCACCAACGUGACCACCUCUCUCACGCCACAGAGCACAAGGUCAACAGAAAAAACAUUCACCAUCCCAGUGACCGAUAUAAACAGUGGGAUCCCAGGAAUUGAUGAGGUCAUGAAGACCACCAAAAUCAUCAUUGGCUGUUUUGUGGCCAUCACACUCAUGGCUGCAGUGAUGCUGGUCAUUUUCUACAAGAUGAGGAAGCAGCACCAUCGGCAAAACCAUCAUGCCCCUACAAGAACUGUUGAAAUCAUUAAUGUGGAUGAUGAGAUUACAGGAGACACACCCAUGGAAAGCCACCUGCCCAUGCCUGCUAUUGAGCAUGAGCACCUAAAUCACUAUAACUCUUACAAAUCUCCCUUCAACCACACAACAACAGUUAACACAAUAAAUUCAAUACACAGUUCAGUGCAUGAACCGUUAUUGAUCCGAAUGAACUCUAAAGACAAUGUACAAGAGACUCAAAUCUAAAACAUUUACAGAGUUACAGAAAACAAACAAUAAAAAAAAGACAGUUUAUUAAAAAUGACACAAAUGACUGGGCUAAAUCUACUGUUUCAAAAAAGUGUCUUUACAAAAAAAACAAAAAAGAAAAGAAAUUUAUUUAUUAAAAAUUCUAUUGUGAUCUAAAGCAGACAAAAUUAUGUGUAUUCCUCAAAACCUGUUUUUGCUGCACUUAUUUACUAUUUUCCCACAUUUCAUCCCUGCCUACCCUGGUUGCCAUAUUUUUCAUAGGACAUCUCAAGUCCCUAAAGAACUGGCCUAGGAAAUUUUGUAAGAAUUCUGUUACACUUUGAGAUUUUUAUGGUGAAUUCUAGUGGUGAGAUCCAGUCUAUUUUGUCUUUCUUUCUUUUUUUUCCCCCUUUCCUUUUUUUUUCUCAUGCCCUUAUCAAGUAGUCCAAUGGGGAAUGCAAUAUUAGAAAUAGAUUUUUAAGAGAGAACGAGAUAAAAAAAUGCAAGAUCUUAUAUUUUUCAUGUAAUGACCUGCUCUGUAUUUAUGAGGAGAACCAUUCAAUGGCCAAGCAAAAAGAAAAAAAAAGAAAAAAAAAGAGAAAAAAAGAAAAAAAAACGUAAGCAAACAACAGAUUAAUUUACAUAUGAGCAUCUAUAAAACCCAUGAUCUUUUAAACAACUCUAGAACCAGAAUUUGUAGCUCAAAAACUAAAAACAUAAGGUUAUAAAUAAAAUAUUGUUGGUUUUUCUGUACCUGGACACAACUCAUUUGUAGUAUGGCUCAAAUGUGAGAAACUUGAAGGUAAUUAGAUUUUCUACUUUCUAAGAAAGAAACAAAUUAUUGUAUUCUUCAGUCACAGCAUCAAUCUCUAUGGGGUCCUAUUUCAUUAGCUGACUUGAGUGUUGGAUCUAUAUUCAGGGAUGCUGUGGUAUUUUUUUUCCUUCUCAUUAGGAUCACCCUUUGUAGAAUGCUCAGAUUAAAAAAUAAUGAUUUUGUGAAGUAAAUUCAAUUCCACUUGGAAGAAAGUUUCA
This is a messenger RNA of Acinonyx jubatus (cheetah), 18378 nucleotides long. It is a transcript of the gene LRRC4C, whose product is annotated as leucine rich repeat containing 4C. Gene Ontology annotation, biological process: regulation of axonogenesis; synaptic membrane adhesion; modulation of chemical synaptic transmission. Gene Ontology annotation, molecular function: cell-cell adhesion mediator activity. NCBI's taxonomy places the organism in Eukaryota, Metazoa, Chordata, Mammalia, Carnivora, Felidae. Gene Ontology annotation, cellular component: plasma membrane; postsynaptic density membrane; glutamatergic synapse. The coding region runs from base 15442 to 17364 and encodes 640 amino acids. The transcript has 5 exons. The record is from RefSeq and is a predicted model, not a curated record.